This is a messenger RNA of Neltuma alba, 1062 nucleotides long. RefSeq lists its product as uncharacterized. Gene Ontology annotation, biological process: shoot system development; root development. Lineage: Eukaryota; Viridiplantae; Streptophyta; Magnoliopsida; Fabales; Fabaceae. The record is from RefSeq and is a predicted model, not a curated record. The transcript has a single exon. The coding region runs from base 31 to 1002 and encodes 323 amino acids.
GUUGGACAUUUGGAAAGCAAAAUAUUCUUCAUGUCUCUCUCAUUUCUCUGGCUAUAUAAUCAGAAGAAGCUAACCACAAAAACUCAGCUUAGAACAAAACUGUACAUAUCAUCUCCAGUUCUUCUGUCUAUUGAUCAGAUAAAAAUGGCAGCCAUAGAAACUAACGCACACAGUUCUAUCCAUGUUCGAUCCAACAGCUUUCCCUCUGCACCUCACCCUAUUUUAUCACAAUUUGAGGAGCAUCUAAACAGAUUGAAGUCUUCUGGAGUCGCUUCUUCUUCCUGUUCUAUAAGCCAUAAACUUGGUGGCUUGCAGGAUUUGCAUGACUUCACACAGAAAUUGCUUCAAUUGUCAACCAUCCAACAAUCCUUAGGCCGAGAAUGCAAUGAAAAAUCAGUUGAUCAACUACUUGAAGGAUCUCUCAUGCUCCUGGAUGUCUGUAGCGUGGCCAAAGAUUGCCUGCAACAAUCAAAGGAAAGCGUUCAGGAACUUCAGUCUGUCAUCAGGAGGAGAGGUACUGAAGCUGGAUGCAGAAUUGAGGGUGGAAAAUACUUGACUUCAAGGAAGAUGAUGAAGAAGGCAAUAAGAAAGGCCUUGGGAAAUUUGAAAGGAAUCUUGAAGGAUUCUUCCAACAAAGACAAUGAGACAUCGCCCAUCCUUAGCAUCUUCAAAGAAGCAAAAGAUGUCACUGUGAACACAUUAGAGUCUUUACUAUUAUUUAUCUGUGAUCCAAAGGGACAAUUUAAGCAAAGCAGAUGGUCAACGAUCUCAAAGAUGAUGCCUGCUAGGAGAAUAGCUUGUGACUCUGAAGAAUCAAAAGCAAAUGAAUUUGAAAAGGUGGACGCCGCUUUCAUCAGUCGGAAACAUUCAUCUGUGGAGAAUUUCCAAAACCAUUUGGAGAAUUUGGAGAUGUGCAUUCAAGAUCUAGAAAUAGGAGUUGAAGGCCUAUCAAAGCAACUAAUUAGAACCAGAGUUCAGUUGCUCAAUAUCUUCAACCAUUAGUCAAAAAAGAAUAGUUUUACAUGUAAUUAUAGACAUCCAUAUUAAAUUUUUCCCAGGGGU